Molecule: messenger RNA, 927 nt
Organism: Scutellospora calospora
Lineage: Eukaryota; Fungi; Glomeromycota; Glomeromycetes; Diversisporales; Gigasporaceae
Source: the annotation of a GenBank genome assembly
AUGGUAACUAAACUUACAAGCAGAUUAUUAAGUAUCAGAGACGUUAAAUCGGUUCUUAAAACUGGCCCACGCGAUUUUUUGAAAGGACCAACAAAUGCUAAAAAUGCGAUUAGAAGGAUAACUGCUCGUGAGAAAAUAAAAUCGACCAGAAAAUCAAAUGACAAGCCAUUGUCAAGAUAUUUAACAUUUAAAAAAGAAAAUCCAUCCGAAAAACCAUUUGUUAGUCCAAAAUUAAUUGAGAACCCCAAAACUUUUUUUGAUCACAUAAAUAAUCAAGAUGCUUUGCAUCACGGUUCUAAAUUAAAUAGACGUGCAUUUUUAUUAAACAUGAUAAAUAAAAGAAGUCAUGGUCUUCCCACGUUAAGUAAUGAAUCAUCUUUAUCUAAUCAGAAAAAGGUUACCAAUAAUAGAGUAAAAUUUGUAGAUUUAAAAAAACUUUGGGUAAAUGAAAAUAUAUUUCCAAAGGAUUACGAUCCGAAUUGGAGAGAUCGUGAGAAUUUACCGAAUUGGUUGAAACAUAGAUACGCAAUUCAAGAGAGAACCAUGUUUCAAAAAUGGUGCCCGAGUAAAAGAGUUCCUAGGGAAGUUAUGGAUAAGUCACCGGAAGAAAAUACACCCAAAAAAUUGUCACAACAAUUUAAAAUAUCUCCUGAAUCGAUUCGUCGUAUCCUUCAUUCAAAAUUCGUUCCUACAGCUGAAAUAGCGGUGCGACAAAAUAAAAAAGUAUUGGAAAAACUUUCGAAAUUUAAAGCUGAUAUGAAAGAGAAACGGAAAGAAGAUAAAAGAUUGAAGAAGCUGAAAAAGAAAAAAUUGGUGAAAGAUGUUCUGCCAUCAGUUAAAAAACCUAAGCAGAAAGGAGAUAGAUUUUUAAAAGUGUUGAGAGCUGUUCAAAAUAGUGGUGAAAGUUCAAGAGAGACGCACGUUUAA